UCUCCGUGGAAACGCUCCGAGCGCCUACAGCUAGGCCUCCUAGGCCCGUGGCAGCCAUUGUGUAGACGGAGUGUUUCCGCCGGUCCCUGUUCCACCAAGAGACUCCAUAAAUGACUCGGACUCUCGGGAGCACCGAUCCAAAAGCGGACAAGGGCGGCGAGGGCUGAGGCUGAAGAGAGUGACCGAAAGGGGAGGGUCCGAGGCCGAGAAGCGCCUCCGGUUUAGAAAUCCCGGAGACACCAGUGUAGGGACCUGUGAUCAGCAAGGCAGGGCCAGCGUGGCACAGGCCCAUGCCCCCAUUUUACAGCUCAGCCUCCUCAACAGUCUACCCUUCUGCAAAAGAGCACAAGGAAGGAAUGCUCAGUAUUUUCCUCACAGUCUGAUCCCAGAUUUCUUCUUCCCAGAAAGCCUAUCUUUGACCAGAUGGCAGUUACAUUUGAAGAUGUCACUGUUACUUUUACUUGGGAGGAGUGGAAAUUCCUGGAUUAUUCUCAAAAAAAGCUCUACAGAGAGGUCAUGUGGGAGAACUACACAAAUGUCAUGUCAGUAGGAAACUGGAAAGAGAGCUACAGACCCCAAAAAGAAAGAUUCACAUAUUUAGUACAUGAAAAUCUUUCCUGCUGGCAAGGCUGGAAUGCCAGCACUCAGAUGUAUGAGAAUCAAACCUGUGUGCAAACUGUUCAAGGGAUAAAUUCCAAAGCCCUAAAGCAGCAAGACUUUUCCCACUAUCAAAAAUGGUUAAUACUCUCCACACAGGUAUCAGGAUAUGGAAACUAUGAACUGAUUGAAGGUAAAAAUCCCAGGAACUUAAAAUAUACAAAGUUUAUACCUUGGCAUUCCUUAGAAACAAAACAUUCUCAAGACUAUGGUAGAGAAAUUCACAUGAGUGAUUCACAUGGUUUUCAAGGCAGCACAUACCUUCUUGGCCUAUCCAGGAAAAAUCUCUCUCUGGAAAAAGAACAGAAGCUCAUAGUUCAGCAUUCGUAUAUCCCAGUUGAAGAAGCCCUCCCAGAGUACAUUGGAGAGAUGUGCCAGAAUGGCCUACUGAAAGACUCUAUGGAAGAGAAAUACUGUGCAUGUGAUAAAUGUAAAGAAAUGUAUUAUUGGAACUCAGAGGGUAUUCUCCACAAGGGAAAUCAAUUUGGAGAAAAGUUCUAUCCAUGCUACAUCAGCACAGCACACUUCUCUCAGAGAUCAGACCUGUACAGACAUCCAAGAAUUCAUGUAGGUAAGAAGCUGUGUGGGUGUGAUGAAGUUGAUGGUAACUUCAGUCAGAGCUCAGGUGCUCACUUUCAUCAGAAAGCCCACCCAGGGGAUGGUCCUUUUAUAUGUAAUGUGUGUGGUAAGAGCUUCAGUCAGAUCUCUAGUCUUCACAAUCAUCAAAGAGUCCAUACAGAAGAGAAACUCUACAAAUUUCAGUGUAAUAAGGACAUUGGUAGAAAUUCAUUACUUCACAUUCACCAGAGACUUCACAUAGGAGAGAAGCCUUUUAAGUGCAAUCAGUGUGGUAAGAGUUUUAGUCGGAGUUCGGUACUUCAUGUUCAUCAAAGAGUCCACACAGGAGAGAAGCCGUAUAAGUGUGAUGAGUGUGGUAAGGGCUUCAGUCAGAGCUCAAAUCUUCGAAUUCAUCAGUUAGUCCACACAGGCAAAAAGUCCUAUAAGUGUGAUGACUGCGGUAAGGGCUUUACCCAGCGCUCAAAUCUUCAGAUUCAUCAGAGGGUGCAUACAGGAGAGAAGCCUUAUAAAUGUGACAACUGUGGCAAGCACUUUAGUCACAGCUCAGAUCUUCGCAUUCAUCAGAGGGUCCAUACAGGUGAGAAACCCUAUACUUGUCAUGAAUGUGGGAAGGGUUUCAGCAAAAGUUCAAAGCUUCACACUCAUCAAAGAGUACAUACUGGAGAAAAACCCUAUAAAUGUGAACAGUGUGGUAAGGGAUUUAGUCAGCGUUCACAUCUUCUCAUUCAUCAGCGAGUUCACACAGGAGAAAAACCCUAUAAAUGUGAUGACUGUGGAAAGGGCUUUAGUCAUAGCUCUAAUCUUCACAUUCAUCAGAGGGUCCACACAGGAGAGAAGCCCUAUCAAUGUGCUAGGUGUGGUAAGGGUUUUGGUCAUAGUUCGGCCCUUCGAAUUCAUCAAAGAGUUCACACAGAAGAGAGACCUCAUAAAUGCCAUGAGUAUUAUAAAGGAUUUGAUCAGAACUCACAUCUUUACAAUAAUCACAGAAGAGAAAACUUAUAAUUCCAUUCAUGUAGUAACAGUAUGACUCAAAGCUUAACUUAAAACCCAGUAAGUGCUGCUGGGAAGAAAAUUCUAUAAAUAACCUAAGUAAUCCCAGGCAACAUUUAUAAUUUCCCCUAACUCCCAGUAAGAACCAUUUGCUUCAAGAGAUCCUUAGGAGGAUUCCUAUAUAUUUAAAGUAUAUUUUCUU
This is a messenger RNA of Manis javanica (Malayan pangolin), 2428 nucleotides long. RefSeq names its product zinc finger protein 214 (gene ZNF214). Gene Ontology annotation, biological process: regulation of DNA-templated transcription. Gene Ontology annotation, molecular function: RNA polymerase II cis-regulatory region sequence-specific DNA binding; DNA-binding transcription factor activity, RNA polymerase II-specific. Lineage: Eukaryota; Metazoa; Chordata; Mammalia; Pholidota; Manidae. The record is from RefSeq and is a predicted model, not a curated record.